Molecule: messenger RNA, 2758 nt
Organism: Mercenaria mercenaria
Lineage: Eukaryota; Metazoa; Mollusca; Bivalvia; Venerida; Veneridae
Exons: 8
Coding region: 186-1043 (285 amino acids)
Source: RefSeq, a predicted model, not a curated record
GUAUAAAUAAUUCCUUGCAUUGCAAAUUUAAUUGCCAGAUACCUUUUUUGUUUGUUUAUUUAGCACCAUAUGUUAAAGUCAAAUUCGUGGAUGAUGGUCAGGUGGAAGUCUAUGAUUCUGCCUUACUGUAUGGUGAAAUUAUACAUCCAGAGACAGAUGAUUCAAUUAAAUUUAAAGACUUGUAUAUGGGUCAGGAAGUUGCUGCACGGUGGCGAAACACAAAUCACUAUUUAGCUACAGUUAUAGAGCUAUUUACAGGAGAGACAACAAGCUUAAGCAAAGCAGAUAAAGACGUGAAACAAAAUGAAAGAGAUUCAGAGCCGACAAACAUAAAGUCCGUGCCUGCAGAUGUAGAGGAAACAAUAAAUGGUGAAAAGUCAAAAGGAAAGGCCGGUCCAUUAAAAAAGGCACAGAAACCUGCAAAAGUGAUAGAGAAGAAGAAAAAUAAGAAGACAAAAAAUAAGAAGCCAGUGACAAAUGAAGAUGGAGGAAGUGACGACAGUUCUGAAGAAAUCAAUGUAAUAGAGGUGGAUGUGAAAAAAAAGAAAAAAGAAAUUGAAGCAGAAAAGAAAAAGAACAAGGAAGCAGUAAUGGCAGCCAGUCAACAAGUUGCAGCUUCAUUAUUUUCCAAGAAAACGAUUGAAAUUGGACCAAGCGAUGUCAUUCCAGACAACUUCCAUCUGCUGGCCCCAGGUGCUUCCAUAGCGGUCAAUACCCUAUGGCUGCACGACAUUCUGUCGUCUUUGACAAAGCAAAGACAGAAAAGGGAGAAAAAAGCCGACAAAAAAGGAUUGACAAUAAGGGAAGACAGGAAUGUAGAAAUCCUAAAGCGGCUGAUGGAUGGCUUCUUUGAUCCCUGGGACCUUGCUGUGGAGGGAGGCACAGCAAGUUUUAAGGACAAUGCUGUAUUUAAUGCUUUACAGUUGUAUGCAACACACCAUCUUAAGAUGUCCAUUCCUGUCUUCAAAAAAGCUGGAACUCAAAAAUGGUUUCAGCCAGACAGACUGUUAAAAGAUGCAGGCAGCAAAGAACAUCAAGUAUAGAUGAUCAAAUGGAAGAUUAAAGUUCGUGAAUUAUGUUGUCCAUGCUCUUAAGUCGAACAUUUCUGAUCCGAUCUUCACCAAACUUAAACAAAACGUGUUUGACCAUAGGUCCGCAAUCAACUUCGCUUAAUAGCCAAAUCAGCCUAGGCACUUCAGAAUUAUAGCCCUUGAAUUAUCGAAAAUCGGCCUGUUUACUCUUGUCUGUGGUCUAAGUCUAUUUUUCAUCGGAUCGUCACUAAACUUGAAUAACUUGUGCUGACCAUUAGUCCUCAGCCGAGUUCAAUAACUAUCCAAGUCGGCCGCGGCACUUAGGAAUUGGGUCACUGGCCAAGUCCCGCAAGUCCCAUAAAGCUGACGUGCAUUUUUGCUGAAUUAUGCCCGUUUUACUGACAAAAUAUUUUGUUUAUUGACGAGCACUUUGAGUAGUCGAGUAUGCUGUAUUACUGACAGCUCUUGUUAUACAUGCACCUCUAGUCCUAGUGAAACAUUAAUGUGAUUUAUCAAAUGUGCCACUUUUCCUAGUCAAAAAAAACAUUACUGUGAUUUUUAUAUAUCUAUUCAAACAACUUUAUUGAGAUUUUUAUAUAUGUGAUUUAUAUGCAUGCAUCUAUAGUCUUAGUCAUACAGACCUAUAUUAAACCAAGGUGAUUUUACUUGAACCUAUAGUUAUAGUCAGACAUCCAUCAGUUGAUUUUUAUACAUGUACAUUGAAUCAGAGUUAAGCUUAUAUGAUUCUUUAUGUGAUAUUUUUACAUUUGAUUGUUAUGCAGUAUUCAGUAGAUUUUUUAUGCAUGUACCUCGAUGUUCCAGAAGUGCAUUAUUCAACUGAAAUUUACAUUAUCUCAGAUUUAAGCCACACAUUUGUUUGAUUUUUAAACAUGUAUCUAAAGUUUAAGCCAUCAUUAUUCAGGUGAUCACAUGUUCAAAUCAGCAUUCCUCAGGUUUUCCCUCUUAAUAUCUGUUAAACAUUAGUAUUAAGUUAAAAUCUGAUUAUGCUGUUCAGCUCCUGUCUUUCUGUGGUCUGUUCACCUUUCUUAACAAAUUAUGAAAAUGGCCAGCUAAUCUUGAUGCUUUUACUCGCAGUAGAAUUACAUUGAAUUAUGUCUUUUGAUAUCAAAUAUAGUUCAGAAUGAUUGUUUGAAGCUGUUUAAUUAAUAAUCCAUUGUUUCUACAGAAUCCUUGUUAAUGUAUAUAAUUAUACAUAUCAAUAAUUGUUCCCUUACUUGUGAGAAUCGUAUACAUUUGUCACAUGUAUGUAAAUAAUGUAUUGCUCAUGUUUUCUUCAUGUAUUUUUUUUAAUUACUUCCCUUUUACGUUACUAUAAAUAGCUUAUUUUUAGUAACUUUUUUAUUAUUGGCGUAGGGAAAACACGAGACCAGUUUUCUGUGGUACAACAUGGAUGGUACCUCCAAUUUUUAGGUGUAUUUUAUCAUAUCUAUACCUUGUAAGAUUUUUUUUUCUUUUUGGUUAAAUUUCUUCCCUUUGUUGUUCCUGUCCUUUGGACUUAGAUAUUUUUUCUCAGGACCUUCUUGUCCUCAAGUGCAAUGAUAACAGGUGAGCGAUAUAGGGCCAUCAUGGCCCUCUUGUUUAACAUAUUCCUUUUAGUCUGUCGACUCACUUUCAAGUGUGAUGAAUGAUUUGCAACAGAAUUUUCGUACAUAUCAACAUUGCUGGAAAAAGUCAUUUUGCACAUGCAGCCCAUGCCUCAAAUGGAU